AUGUCCUCAACAGGUCCAUCCUCUUGUACAUCAAAGAGACAAUUUAAUCUGAAUGGAAUGCAAAAGUCUGGUGAUGUUAUUCUGGGAGGGAUCUUUAGUUGUAACUUUUACACUGCAUCUUCUGAUCUGUAUUUUACUUCAGAGCCAAACGAUCCCAUUUGCUUUGGAUUUAGUCAUGUAGGUUUCAGACAAGCCCAGACCAUGGUAUUUGCUGUUGACGAAAUUAACAGAAACUCCAAACUUCUUCCUAAUAUAUCAUUGGGAUACAAUCUAUAUGAUAGCUGUGGAAACCUAUGGAACGCAUUGAGUGCAGCUCUGUCUAUGACCAGUGGCAGCGGAGAGCCAUUUCAACUAAAUGAGACCUGUUACGGUUAUCCUCCUGUGCUAGGAAUUGUGGGAGAUUCUUCCUCAACACGUACUAUUGCUAUUUCUAGCAUAGUAAGCUUGUAUAGGGUACCAAUGGUGAGUUAUUAUUCCACAUGUUCCUGUCUGAGUGACAGGAGGCAGUUCCCAUCUUUCUUUAGAACUAUUCCAAGUGAUGCAUUUCAGGUGCGAGCUAUGCUCCAAAUUCUGAGGCGGUUUAAGUGGACUUGGUUAGGCCUGUUAGUCAGUGAUGAUGACUACGGACUCAACGUUGCCCGAUCCUUCCAGUCAGACCUGGCCCUCUCUGGGGGAGGCUGUCUGGCUUAUCUAGAGGCUCUGCCUAAGAGUAAUGAUGUAGAUGAUCUGCAAAGAAUUGUUGGCAUAAUGAAGAAAUCCACAUCCCGUGUGGUUAUUGCUUUUGCACAUGCAAGCAACAUGCUUAAACUCAUGGAAGAGGUGGUAAGGCAGAAUGUUACGGGCCUACAAUGGAUGGCCAGUGAAGCCUGGACUACAGCCGUUGUUCUUCAGACCCCCAGCUACAUGCCUUUUCUUGCAGGCACUCUGGGCAUUGCCAUCCGCCGGGGAGAGAUACCAGGCCUCAGGGACUUCCUACUGAGAAUACGCCCUGACAUGGACACACUCAGCAACCAGGACAACAAUUUAGUGAAGCAGUUUUGGGAGCACGUAUUUCACUGCAAGUUUAUGACCACUGAUAUGGAGUUUGAUGGGAAGAUCCAGGGAAAACGUUGUACAGGGAAUGAGAUUUUAAAGAAUAUAGAGACGGAAUUCCUGGAUCUGUCUAACCUCAGGCCAGAGUACAAUGUGUACAAGGCAGUAUAUGCCCUGGCACAUGCCCUACAUGACCUUCUACAGUGUGUUCCAGGGAGUGGGCCUUUCAAAGAGCAAAGCUGUGCCCGUUUACAGGGACUAGAGCCAUGGCAGCUGUUAAAUUACUUGCAAAGGGUCAAUUUCACAACAGAUUUUGGUGAUCAAGUCUCAUUUGAUGAAAGUGGGGAUGUUUUACCAAUCUACGAUGUGAUGAACUGGAUGUGGCUCUCAGAUGGAACCACAGAGGUCAGAAAUGUGGGAGAGGUCAACGAAUUGGCUUCAAGACUCGAUAAUCUUAUCCUUCAGGAAAAGCAAAUCUUUUGGAAUUUUGAAUCUAAAAAGCCUCCCAAGUCAGUCUGUAGUGAGAGCUGUCCCGCAGGCACACGCCUGGCCAGAAAGAACGGGGAACCUGUCUGCUGCUUCGACUGCAUUCCUUGUUCGGAAGGACAAUUUAGCAAUAAGACAGAUUCAACACAAUGUACCAGCUGUCCAGAGGAGUUUUGGUCCAACCCCCAACGUGAUCACUGCAAACCCAAAAUCAUCGAGUUUCUUUCCUAUAUGGAACCCCUGGGCAUCUCCUUGACCACUGCUUCAUUAUCUGGCACACUUUUAUGCACAAUUGUUUUUGGAAUCUUCACUCAUCAUCGGACAACGCCAGUGGUGAGUUAUUAUUCCACUUGUUCCUGUCUGAGUGACAGGAGGCAGUACCCAUCCUUCUUUAGAACUAUUCCAAGUGAUGCAUUUCAGGUGGUGAAGCAGAAUGUAACGGGCCUACAAUGGAUGGCCAGUGAAGCCUGGGCUACAGCCAUUAAUCUACAGACCCCCAGCUACAUGCCUUUUCUUGCAGGCACUCUGGGCAUUGCCAUCCGCCGGGGAGAGAUACCAGGCCUCAGGGAAUUCCUUCUGAGAAUACGCCCUGACAAUGACACACUCAGCACCCAGGACAACAAUUUAGUACGGCAGUUUUGGGAGCACAUAUUUAAGUGCAAGUUUGUAUCUCCUGGAAUGGAGUUUGAAGGGCAGACUCAGGAAAGACUGUGUACAGGGAAUGAGAUACUAAGGAAUGUAGACACUGAAUACCUCGAACUGUCCAACCUCAGGCCAGAGUACAAUGUGUACAAGGCAGUAUAUGCCCUGGCACAUGCCCUACAUGACCUUCUGCAGUGUGUUCCAGGGAGUGGGCCUUUCAAAGGUCAAAGCUGUGCCCGUUUACAGGGACUAGAGUCAUGGCAGCUUAUAUAUUACAUGCAAAAGGUCAAUUUCACAACAGAUUUUGGUGAUCAAGUGUCAUUUGAUGAAAGUGGGGAUGUUUUACCAAUCUACGAUGUGAUGAACUGGAUGUGGCUCUCAGAUGGAAGCACAGAGGUUAAAAUUGUGGGUGAGGUCAAAGAAUUGGCUUCAGAAAUAGAUGAUCUUAUCCUUAAGGAUGACCAAAUCUUUUGGAAUUUUGAAUCUAAAAAGCCUCCCAAGUCAGUGUGUAGUGAGAGCUGUCCCCCUGGCACUCGCAUGGCCAUAAAGAAAGGUGAACCUGUCUGCUGCUUCGACUGCAUUCCUUGUUCAGAAGGAAAAAUAAGCAAUGAGACAGAUUCAACACAAUGUACCAGCUGUCCAGAGGAGUUUUGGUCCAACCCCCAACGUGAUCACUGCAAACCCAAAAUCAUCGAGUUUCUUUCGUAUAUGGAACCCCUGGGCAUCUCCUUGACAACUGCUUCAUUAUGUGGUGCACUUUUAUGUUUAAUUGUUUUGGGAAUCUUCAUCAAUCAUCGGACCACGCCAGUAGUUAGGGCCAACAACUCAGAGCUCAGUUUCCUCAUUCUGCUGUCACUCAAAUUAUGCUUCAUGUGCUCCUUGCUUUUCAUUGGUCACCCAAGGCUGUCGACUUGUCAGUUGCGGCAAGCAGCCUUUGGGAUCAGCUUUGUGCUGUGUAUUUCGUGUAUCCUUGUGAAGACCAUGGUUGUUCUGGCGGUAUUCAAGGCCUCCAAACCAGGUGGUGGUGGUAGUCUGAAGUGGUUUGGGGUAAUGCAACAGAGAGGGACUGUUGUAGUUCUUACUUUAAUACAAGCAGCAAUAUGUACAACCUGGAUUAUGUCGUCCUCACCAACACCUCAUAAAAACACACAGUACUACAAAGACAAGAUAAUAGUCGAGUGUUUAGUGGGAUCGACAGUUGGAUUUGGAGUUUUACUAGGAUAUAUUGGAUUACUGGCUAUUCUAAGUUUCUUAAUUGCUUUCUUGGCCCGGAAUCUACCAGAUAACUUCAAUGAGGCCAAGUUUAUCACCUUCAGCAUGUUGGUCUUCUGUGCUGUUUGGGUAGCAUUCAUCCCAGCUUAUAUAAACUCUCCUGCAAAAUAUGCAGAUGCUGUAGAGGUGUUUGCCAUUCUAGCUUCCGGUUUUGGGCUGUUACUGGCCCUAUUUGGACCAAAGUGUUACAUAAUAAUCCUGAAACCUGAGAAAAACACAAAAAAAGCUUUAAUGGGGCGAGGAAAACCAAUAUCAUAA
Molecule: messenger RNA, 3690 nt
Organism: Gadus morhua (Atlantic cod)
Lineage: Eukaryota; Metazoa; Chordata; Actinopteri; Gadiformes; Gadidae
Product: extracellular calcium-sensing receptor-like
Exons: 15
Coding region: 1-3690 (1229 amino acids)
Biological process (GO): G protein-coupled receptor signaling pathway
Cellular component (GO): plasma membrane
Molecular function (GO): G protein-coupled receptor activity
Source: RefSeq, a predicted model, not a curated record